Molecule: messenger RNA, 1934 nt
Organism: Pollicipes pollicipes
Lineage: Eukaryota; Metazoa; Arthropoda; Thecostraca; Pollicipedomorpha; Pollicipedidae
Product: dachshund homolog 1
Exons: 4
Coding region: 164-751 (195 amino acids)
Source: RefSeq, a predicted model, not a curated record
UGCUGACGUCAUCAGGGUCACCGGGUCACCUGCGACUUCCGUGGUGCGCUGCGUUUGUCGUUUGUCUGUCGCUGUCGGCUGACGUUUCGACUGAACACUCACAGUCACCUGAGUUUUCUCCGAGGAAUAAGGCCAUUACUACUGCCUUAUCUAUCACGUCAACAUGCACAUCUCUCGGCUGAUGGUGUGGCUGGUUGUGAGCGCCGGCCCAGCGUGCAGCUCUCCAGCCUCCGUCUCCUCCAGCUCGUCCUUUGGCUCCUCCUCUGCCUCGUCUUCCGCCUCUGGAUCCGUCUCAUCCGCUUCUUCCUCCGCCUCCGGGUCUGCCGCAGCCUCCGUCUCCUCUGGGUCUGGCUCAGUCUCCUCUUCUGUCUCCUCCCGGUCCGGCUCUGUCUCCUCCCGGACCGGCUCUGUCUCCUCCUCCGUGUCCUCCGGGCCGACUUUGGCCGCCGCGGACUUCGACUACAGCGACCCGACAGACUACGGCGACUACGGCGACUACGGACCGGCCAAGCCGUCGCUCUCCUUCACCAUCUUCGAGGAUACGCAGGCGCGUCGGCCAGAAGCGCAGCAGACUCGGCUGUCGCCCUGCACCUGGGCCGUCGUCAACUGCUGCAACAACUCCGACGCCAGGGGCAGUCGGAUAGCGUGCUUCGAGCGGCAGGGCUGCAAGGGCGCCUGGUUUGAGGACCUCUGCACGCCGGAGGUGAAGCGUGGCGUAUUUCGCCAGGUGUUCGGCUCUAUCCAAGGGUAGUGGAGCGUGACUGUGACCUUAGGGCACUUCCGUCUGGCGCCCAAGGUUGCUCGCCGCCCGCCCUGAUGGUUGGCUACUGGUGAGGCCUACGAGCGCGCGCCGGGGCCUGUAGCGACGUGCCGGGUGGUCCGACUGUUCGGGGCUGGAUGGUUGUGGCACACGAUAAGGUUGGCUGGUCGGCCAGCAUGCCAGAGAAAACUGUGUUGCUGCGGUCUUGUUCCAGCGAUGGUUAAAAGGCAGCAAUAGCGUAAGGUACGUGGUUUAGUGUCAGAAUAGUGAAGAUGGCUUAUUCCAGCCGUCGGGUCUUUGCGAUGUCUGUGCAAGGUUUGGUCGAUGUUAUCCAGUAUUACGAAUUUGCUUACAUUCCUCACGUUUCUCGCCAUAGCUCGCGAAGCCUACAAGUAAUCGCCGAUGUGAAAUGGCCAUGCACGAUGAAGUUAGACACGUAGCACAUAUAUGUUUAUGUGUAUGGUCUUAUCACGACGUACAGGUGAAAGUACGCAGUACGCUGCGUGCUAGUUCCCUAGAGCUGCGCAAUUUUGGUAAUACUUCUUUCACAUUCCAAGAUUUGCUAACGCAUGAUGAAUCAUUCUGGCAGGCUGGACGAGAAGCCUGCCUGUUCAAUAAAGUGCUACACGUGCAGUGCAACGAUGCACGGACGCAAAGAAUAAGUGUUGAUGGAAUGCGUGAUUUGCCAAGAUUCAUGAACCCAUUCAAUCGCCACAUUUAGCUGCUCCGAUGGACAUGUUUUGAUGACUACAGAUGUUCUGCGCGGUACGUGAAUUUGUUUGCUACGUCUUGUUCAGUCGACAAAUCAUAGUUGUCGACGAGCGCGGCCAAGGCACCUGGCUCAAAUGCGAUGAUCUUUGUGGUGCAAGGCCGCCUUUUCAUACGUCCUCGCUUUUACCUCUGUUUUAGUGCGGUUCGUUUGGUAGUUUUGGAAGGAGGAAUGUUGGAAGAUUCUCGGCACCGCUUGUCUCGUGCUUUUGCAACCGCAUGAGGUCCAUAAAUAGGCUGAUCAGACUGUUCAGAGCUAACGCCACUCCCUAAGGUACAAUAAGUGGCACGGUUCUGUCAACGGCGUCCAUAAGUGCGUUGAAAUGUGACGUGUGAAAUGUGAAAUGUGAAAUGAAAUUUGAAUGUGACCCUAAAACGUGACGUCAUACGAAUAUACCGUUCCUGC